GCGCGCGCGAGUGUGCGUUUGACGCGAAGAGAAUUCGGAUAUUUCAGUAUGUGUUCUCGUGUUGUGUACUGUUUUUGUUUUCUCUUUUCAUCUCCGACACACAAUCCGUGCGUGGGCGCGAGCAGGUGCGUGCAUGUUGAUCAUCAUCGUCGCCUCGCCUUCUCGUUUUCAUCCAUCGACGUCUCGAAACGCUCACACUCGAACGACUAGAUACUUUUCCACUCGCCCGAAAUGCGCGCACGCACGUCAGACGAUGAGACUCGCCGUCAGGAAGUGAAGCGGAUUACGCAGUAACUGCGGUCAAGUGGGUGAUCUAUUUAUAGCUGCUUAACAAUCAAUUUAAUUCUGGCACACAAACCCAUCACGAUCUGUUUCUCAUAUCGCUUAUUUGACGGCUCGAAUAGUCGAGUACGAGCCGUGUAAAGACCGUGGACGUAAAACUAAAGGUCGCAAAACCGUUAGGUGAGGAUCUAAUGCGUACGGGUGGAGCGUCUCAAUUCGGAUUGACACAGCAAACGUUGCCGACACUCCGUGCUAUGGAUGAGGACGAGAUGGACGCGGGGAUUGACGUUAGUGAAGCAGGAAGCAACCAGCCGUCUCCACCCCUUGUCAUUGCGCCGACGCGUCCGCACAAACAACUCGCUCGCUCUCACGCCGUAUUGACGCGAACGGCAUCGAAACCUGAACACGGGAGUAAACAAGGGGUCGUUCGCAAUGACGCGAAGAAGCAGCUGCGCGCGUUCCUACAGAAGAGGAAUUCUGAUAUGGACAUGUCGGUUCACGCCAACUUCGUUCAUCAUGUAAAAGUCGAGGCUUCGAGGCAGGAUGAAUUGCAGAAGCGUCAUUGGGGUCAAAGUCCAAUGGAUUUGAUUACCCAGCAUCCACCUGACAGUCUUGCAAUUUUAAAUACACCUUAUCAACAAAGUGAAGGUCAUUUUCCUUUGAGAAAAAUUGAAUCGGAUCCGAAUAUUGCCAAGGUGAAGACGAAACUUAGAGGGAAAAUGUUGAAGGAUAGAAAUAGUCCAAUACACAGAGGAUCUUUGAAACGAAAGUCGUCGUCAAAUGUUGAAGGAAAUGCAGCGCAUGGCAAUGGCCCUAGUUCUGGUGAAGGAUCACCUUGUGCCUCGCCCAAGGCAUCCAACGUCUUGAAUUCAGAGUCUUCACUCUCAGAGGAGAUGGAAACAGUUGAAUCUGCUGGUGACUCUGCUGUCUCUUCUUUCUCCCAGCUUAGUGGUCUUGCGGAGACUGCCAGUGCUACGUCAUCAUUACAAAGUCUCCCACCUGGUUCUCACACUUUUGGUCCGCAUCCACCUGUUAUUCAUGCAGUAUCAUGGCCAAGACAGUCUGGAGGAGAAGAAGAGAAUCAACAGGAUGCAUUCACCUCCAGAUUAGCUCAGCAGGUGGCAACAAUGAACCAGUCGACACACAGAGCAUUACAUAGGACGAUAGCCCAGCCUGUUCCAGUUGUUGGAAUACCACCACAACACGUGAAACCGUUGACGAUUGUGUCGCCUCCCAAACAAGAGUCUCAUACUCCUACGUUUGUUCCGCCUGAUCCAGGACAGUUAUUUCAUCGAAAGCUCGGACAAACACGCUCUGCUCCUCUUCCUGGGCAGCUACCUGUAAGUGACAUAAACUCGCACGAACUCCAGUUUAAUAUGCAGUCACUGAGAGCGCAAUAUGAGCUGGAACAACGUGAGUUGCUCAGACAGUAUCAGAUGAAACAGAGGCAGUUGGCAGCGAUACAGAUGGAAGGGGAGGAACAGUUACGGAUGCACUUGAUGCAACUGCAGACUGCUUUUAGACAAAGGGAGCUGAUGUUGGCGCAGGAACAUGAGCUGAAGCAAAGUCAGAUGCAGAUGCGACAAGCGGCUAUAGGAAAGGAUGCAUCCUACACUGCCUCAGAACAAGGAGUUCGUGGAGAGUCUUCGUUGCCAUCAGGAACGGGAUUGGCAUACGAUGGUGCAAUGCUGAAACACGACUGCACAUGUAAUGGAGUUGGAACUCAUCACGAACAUCCGGGUAGACUUCAAAGUAUUUAUGCUCGAUUACAAGAAACUGGAGUAUUGGACAGAUGUAUUAAACUAAAGUCUCGCAAGGCAAGCAUUGAAGAACUCCAACUAGUACACAGUGAAGACCACGUGACAUUGUACAGCUCACCAAUGAUGCAAAAACCACCACUAGAGCAGAAGUUAUCAGGCGGCUCUCGAAUGACACCGAAUCCAGUGAAGAGUUUGAGACUGUUGCCAUGUGGUGGCUAUGGUGUGGAUGAUGACACUGUGUGGAACGAUGCAUUUACGUCUCCGGCGGCAAGAAUUGCUGCAGGUUGUACAAUCGAUCUAACGCUGAAGGUAGCAAGCGGAGAACUAAGGAAUGGUUUUGCUGUUGUCAGACCGCCUGGUCAUCAUGCUGAGCCACAACAAGCAAUGGGAUUUUGCUAUUUUAACAAUGUUGCUAUUGCUGCUAAAACAACUCUGACUAGUACGAAUGUCAGCAAAAUUGCAAUUGUUGAUUGGGACGUACAUCACGGAAACGGCACACAGAGGGCAUUUCUUGAUAAUCCUGACAUUCUUUAUAUUUCAAUACAUCGUCACGAUAACGGAACGUUCUUUCCAGGGACUGGAGCAAUUGAUGAGUGUGGUGUGGGCAGAGGUGUGGGUAUGACUGUAAACAUACCUUUCACUGGUGGCAUCAACCAUCCAUGUGGUGAUCCUGAGUAUUUGGCUGCAUUCCGAGUGAUUGUGAUGCCGAUAUUGAGGGAAUUCAAGCCCGAAAUUGUCAUCGUAUCAGCUGGUUUUGAUGCAUGUAUGGGACAUACGCCAAACUUGGGUGGAUACAUGGUGACACCGGAAUGUUUUGGCUACAUGACUGCACAACUGAUGGAGGUCUGCAACGGGAGAGUAGUGAUGGCACUCGAAGGAGGAUAUGAAUUACGAGCUAUUUGUUGUUGUUCGGAGGCGUGUGUGAAGACUUUACUAGGAGAAGAGAUUCCGCCGAUUCCUCUUGAUCAUCAGAGAGCCAAGCCACAUGAGAAAGCAGUUGAAGUGUUGAAUCAAUGCAGAAUUAUUCAAUCUAAUUUCUGGGAGAGUCUUUGUCAACCCUGUAAUGUCGAUUUGUCUGCAUUGGAGGUCGACCAACGAGAAAAGGAAGCCGAUACAGUGCAGGCACUUCAAGCUUUAUCAAUGGGCAACUCGCAUCGGGGAGACUCACAACCAGUCCAGUCAAGACACUAAUACGCAACGUUUAGCUUUGAAUUUCUUCUUAUGACUCAUUCGUAAUGAGAUUCAUCAAGCAGUUGCCUCAUAUUAUAUACUGCAGUUUUAGCCGUCACCAAGAGAACUAGCAAUACAACAAAUAGUUAGUUUGUUUAGAAUGGCAUUAAGGUAGAACGCCAUGGUAAUCAUUGUUGCUGCAACUGUAGUAUUUUCAGUGAUUUUCUGGUAUAUUAAAUAAGAGUCUUACGAUAACUAAAUGAU
Corticium candelabrum is the source of this 3476-nucleotide messenger RNA. Its product is annotated as histone deacetylase 4-like. NCBI's taxonomy places the organism in Eukaryota, Metazoa, Porifera, Homoscleromorpha, Homosclerophorida, Plakinidae. The transcript is spliced from 22 exons. Bases 474 to 3233 code for a protein of 919 amino acids. The record is from RefSeq and is a predicted model, not a curated record. Gene Ontology annotation, molecular function: histone deacetylase activity; transcription factor binding. Gene Ontology annotation, biological process: negative regulation of transcription by RNA polymerase II. Gene Ontology annotation, cellular component: histone deacetylase complex.